AUGGCAAAAACCAACCGUGGUAAGCUUAAGAGUACAAAUGACAGUGAGCUUCCUUGGAUGGCGAAAGGUAGCAAAAGUUUAACAAGGCGUGAUGAAAAAGCAAUUGUACGAGUUGCAGACUCAGAUGUUGAGAACAAAGACAAGAGUUCAUCAGGCACAAUAGCAAAUGAGUCAGAGCCUGGAAAGCUUCUAGGCCAGCAUGUGGCAGAAACUGCGCUUGUUCCAAUGAAAAAGCAGCGAAUGAUGGUUGCCUCCCCGUCACCAAGAAAGUCAUGUGGUCGACGUGGAAUCUCAAAACAUAGGCCGGAGAUCAACCAUGUUUGGAAGUUAAACCCAAAGAAUGAUAGCAGUGGUCCUGAUUUUUCUGGUAUUGCGUUACUUGCGGAUGCUGCGUGUAAUUUGAGCAAUGAUCUUGCACCAGCUGUUGAUAUUCUGCCUGAAAGUGAAAAAUCUUCGUUUGAUUUGGCUGAUGAGAAGGGCACAGCGAGCGUAGGAGGGAUGAUAGUAGCUACUAAGGGACCAACUGAAAGUGAAAAUUUAGCACCUGAUAGUGGGGUUCUCAUAAAUUCAGAUAAAUCAUCGGUCAGUGAACCCACUGAGAAAAAGAAUUUAAGGUUACACUGGGAUUUAAAUGUUUCUAUGGAUGCUUGGGGUCCACCUUGUGAUGUAGAAGAUGAUGCCUCUGAAAAAGAUGUGAAGGGAGCAAUCACAAAUCCAAUGCCCCCUAGAGAGAGCGAACCUAUUGAUGGUAGUAAGUACCAUCUAGAUGGGUUUGCUGCAUCAGCUGGGCAAGUUAAGUUUUCAUCACCAUGUGGUCCUAAGGAUGAAGCAGCUGCUAGAAAUGGAAAUAAGUUCAAACCUGGUUAUAGUUCCCCGCUUGAGGAUGGAGAACUAAGGGAGCCAUACCGUAGGGGAAAAAAUAAGGUUAAAGAUGAAGGGUUCUAUUCUAUGGCUAAAAAUAAUGACAACAAGAUGAAGGAUUAUGGAAAGGGAAUCUUGGCAGAGACUAACUUGGGACCAUUAGAGCGUAAAUCUCAUGAUGCAUUGAGAAUUGGAGAGGCUCAUGACAGAAGGGACGUAGAGAAGAAUGAUGUGGCUCGCAUGAGUGAUUUGCAUCUUAAGAAGCGGUCUUCUUCUUCAAGGAGGUUUGUGCCGAAACCAUUUAAGGAGUUGCCUUCGCAUGAUGGCUUCCCGAGGACUAGAUCUGAUGAUAAUGAAGACUUGAGCAUGAGUCCAUAUAACUGUUUUGGGAGACAUGACAGGAGUUCUGGUAGAGGAUACUUUCGUGGUUCGGGUUCCAGACUUCCAUAUGUUCUCGAGCCUCCACACCCUGAAAAUCUAGGUAUGAUGGGCAGAUUUGAUCAAUCAGGAUCAGGGUCCGGACAAGGAUCACAACCUGAUGGUUAUGUACGUAAGCGUUUCUCAAAUGGGGGAUACCGCGGUGGUCGGUUUUCAAAUGGUGGGGAUCAUGUAAUGAGGGGCAGGCACGGUGAUAAUAACCAGUUUUCUGGUCGGAUGCACAACUGGAGGAGUGGUAACAGGAGGGAAAGACGUAACUCUCCGGUCUUUAGGAGAUCUAGAAGUCGUUCUCCAGUCCAGUGGAACGGUGGAGAUAGAUUAUCUCAUCCUCUUGAUGGGUUUAGAGCCGAGGAGAGGAUGAUGGAGAGCAUGAGGUUUCCUUUCCAGGAACGGUUUCUUGAAGAUCAAGAAAUAGGUUUCAUGUCACCUCCAAGAAACAGAAUGCCGCCGCCGGGAUUCGAUGAAAGGAGGAGCCAUGGAACGAAUCGUAAUAGCUUCAGGGGAAGGAGGUUUGGGCUUGGCCAAAGACAUGAUGCUGGAAGAUCUUUGCGAAGACUGAAUUCUGAUAACAGUAACAACUUUAUACCUUUCAGACGCCAAAGAAGAUUUGAUGGUGUUGAAGAUAGCACUGGCGGAAACAAGUUUGAGGUGAGGCAGCAGCAAACUAGGCGGGCUGACAUAGAUGGGGUUGAUGAUGUCGCUGGUUCAGGUUUCGCAAAAGAGAGUCGUGGGUGUAACCAAAAACAACAACGGAGACGAAAACAAAGAGGGUAA
Molecule: messenger RNA, 2073 nt
Organism: Brassica rapa (field mustard)
Lineage: Eukaryota; Viridiplantae; Streptophyta; Magnoliopsida; Brassicales; Brassicaceae
Source: RefSeq, a predicted model, not a curated record